Penicilliopsis zonata CBS 506.65 is the source of this 1739-nucleotide messenger RNA. RefSeq lists its product as hypothetical. NCBI's taxonomy places the organism in Eukaryota, Fungi, Ascomycota, Eurotiomycetes, Eurotiales, Aspergillaceae. Gene Ontology annotation, biological process: tyrosyl-tRNA aminoacylation. Gene Ontology annotation, cellular component: cytosol; mitochondrion. The coding region runs from base 17 to 1618 and encodes 533 amino acids. Gene Ontology annotation, molecular function: ATP binding; tyrosine-tRNA ligase activity; RNA binding. The record is from RefSeq and is a predicted model, not a curated record. The transcript has 5 exons.
GGAGCAGUGGACGGCGAUGGGGAAAGAGAUCGAGGCGGGGAAGAGAAAGAGCUUCCUGGAGCAUUUGGAGGAGCGGUGCUUGGUUAAUAGCGUGGUGGGAGAACGCGAUGUCCUCCACCAGAUGUUUACGAAGAAGCGAGUCGGGAUGUACGCUGGUGUUGAUCCUACGGCGCCGUCUCUACAUGUCGGACACAUGCUGCCCUUUAUGAUUCUCGCGUGGGGAUAUGUUUGGGGGCUACCGGUUACAUUUCUGCUCGGUGGCAGUACAUCGAAGAUCGGCGAUCCCUCCGGUCGGAUGAAGGGACGAGCGCCAGUGGAAUCAUCCGUGCGCAAGGCAAACAUGAUGAGCAUGCAUAUUCAGUUGAAGAAGCUGAGCAGGAGCAUCGAGACGUACGGCAGGCGACAUGGGUACGUGCGGGAAUGGGUGUGGAAACGGGCGUUGAUGAACAAUAACACGUGGUGGAACAAGACGCCCUUUGUCGAGGUUCUGCGAGAACUCGGUCAAUUUAUCAGGAUCGGUCCGAUGCUGGGCAGAGACACGGUCAAGGCACGACUUACAAAGGGCGACGGCAUGGCUUUUUCAGAGUUCUCCUAUCCUCUCAUGCAGGCAUGGGACUGGUGGAUUCUAUUCCGGAAAGGCUGUCAGGUCCAGGUUGGAGGUUCUGAUCAGUUUGGCAACAUCCUUUUCGGUAUGGACUCGAUCAAGGCGAUCAGCAAGAACACCAUGCAUGAGAUCAACCGGAAUCCCCUGGACGAUGAUAUGGACAAACCUAUGGGCAUCACUACCCCGUUGCUGACCACUUCCUCCGGCGAGAAGUUUGGCAAGUCUGCCGGGAAUGCCAUCUGGCUGGAUUCGGAUCUGACCUCGUCCUUUGAACUUUACCAGUUCUUCCAUCGUACCUCCGAUGAUGUCGUGGAGCGCUACUUGAAGAUGUUCACUUUCUUGCCUCUGGAAGAAAUCAGCAAGAUCAUGGAGGCACAGAACCAGGACCCUUCCCAACGCGUUGCCCAGCAGGCUCUUGCAGCUGAAUUUGUGGAGCUGAUCCAUGGCAAAAAAGAAGCAGAGGCUGUCGUCAUGCAACAUCGCUCGCUGUUCCGUCCUCGCAACUCCAAGGCAGAACCGACGCCUCUACCGAAAACACCAUCUAGCCCCCCAGCUAGUCACCAAAAUUCCCCCGUCUCCGGGUUCACAAAUCCCCAAUCCGGCAACGAGUACGCCCCUCAGACCAACUUUGCCAACAUGCCCGCCCCCCACGUAACUCUCCCUCGCUCUCUGGUCUACAACCAGAACUUCCACAAGAUUCUCUACUCCGCCGGCCUGGUCGCGUCGAAGAGCGAAGGCCACCGCAUCAUCCAGAACAGCGGCGCUUACGUCGGCAGUCGCGCCGGCGACACCGGCCCCAUGUCCGACAGCAUGUCCUUCACGCCCAUCAAGCCAUGGGAAGCCUCCAAGACCGAAACCUUCAUCGUGGACGACCUGCUACUCCUCCGGAUUGGCAAGUGGAAGUACAAGAUCGUUAAGAUCAUCAGCGACGAAGACUUCAAGCAGAAGGGGCUGACGGCUCCUGGAUAUGAAGAAGCUGAGCCGGAAGAACCGGUGCAGGAUGCUGCACAGUAACGAAGAGUGAGACACCCUUUCUUCCUCCCCAAUCUUCCUGUAUUUUUCCACCAUCUAUUCCCUGUGUAAUAUAUAGCGAGAAGGCCAUAGCAUUGUAGAAUAUCAAGGAUUUCUCACCUAC